UUGGUGGGUACACAAAAGGAAGCUUCUGCCCACAGCUUGGGAGCAGUCAAGUCCAGGUUCUAGAACAAUCUGUCCUCGCCCUUGCUGGGCAGUCUGCUUCCUUCUCCAGCCAGCCUGUGCAUCUUGCUGCCGUCCCAAACUGAGAUGGACAAGUCCCUGCUCCUGCUCCUGCUGCUGGCAAUCUUCCCUUUUGUGUUCUUCCAAGGAGUGGCUCCAGCCACAACGUGUAUGGUCUGCAGUCUUUUUAGAAAGGGCAAAUGUAAGGCAGGCAAAGGCAACUGCACCGUGGAGGAAGGCCCAGGAUGCAGAACCAGGGAUAUAUUCUAUUUCAAUAUAAGAGAUGGAUUUCGCUACAACCACACUCAGCUGGACUGCUCCAAUGAGUGUAAGUCCUGGAAACUGAUACGUGGGGACCUGAAGGUUUCAAGCUUUUGCUGUAAAGGUCAAGAUUUCUGCAAUAAGUACAGAGGGAAGUCGUUGUACUGGAAGCCUCGCUAACUGUUCUUCCCCUGUUGGUGGAGGUGUCCACUCCCCCGUCCCCAUCCUUGGCCAUCCUUGACCCUCUCUGGGCCUCUCUCCCUCCACAUGUGCUCCUGAGGAGCACGCAACAUCUUCCCGUCUCCUCCCAGUUCCCCUCCUCACUUCCCUCCUGCCCACGGGCUCUUGCCCCCCCAACACCAGACACUGUCUGGUCACCCUUGGUGUCAUCUCACCUGCAAAUGCAGCUCUCCUCACCCUGUAUCUCCUCCUCCUUCACAAACACUUGGCUUCUCUGGCUGACAGGCUGCCUGGUUUCUAGUCCCACAACUCAGGAGUGACUGUGAUGUACCCAGACAGGGCAGGGGUUCCAUUUCGCACAUCAGGAGUUGGAGGGGUCAGUGGAAAACUCAGGAAAACCUGUCCCACUGGCAGAUGGACAGAGAAGAAGGUGCCAAGGCCUGCGGCAGCAGAGAUGGACUCACCAGCUUUAGAGGCUACGCACAUUCUCUGAACCUACUGAUGGCUUCCAUUGUCCGGGGAGGGGAGUGGGAGCAGGGCUGGUGAAUCACAGACACAGGAGACCACGGGAAUGGAAAGUGGGUGAAGGGGCGCCUGGGUGGCUCAGUUGGUGAAGCGACUGCCUUUGGCUCAGGUCAUGAUCCUGGAGUCCCGGGAUCGAGUCCCACAUCGGGCUCCCUGAUCAGCGGGGGGUCUGCUUCUCCCUCUGACCCUCUUCCCUCUCAUGCUCUCUGUCUCUCAUUCUCUCUCUCUCUCUCAAAUAAAUAAAUAAAAUCUUAAAAAAAAAAAAAGAAAGUGGGUGAAGGCCACAGAAGCAGGUGGGGACCCAGGACAGAGGAGCAUCGCUAUCUGUUUUCUGUGACAACCGGCAGGUGAUUGGCAGAGCAGGUUGAAAGGAGAAAUGGCACAGGAGUCACAUGGCAGAGGGUUGAGGAAUGAAGGGACCGUGACAGGAGGACAUAGGGAGUAUGGGCAGCUCUUCCAAGGAGCUUGGGAGGAACUGAGAAAGUGGGACAGUAUCUUUUAUAAGAACAGUGAAUUUCAUACGUUCUUAGGCAAGGAAAGAUUUGUAUCUUCUUUUUAGUGUAAAAUGCUUCUGUUAUUAUUUUUAUAGGAAUAUUUGUCACCACCUAAUUAUCUUUUCAAUGUGUAUUUUAAAACCUCUAUCACCACUUCUAUAUAUAUUCUUCCCACUCUUUUGACCUCUCCUUCUUUUUCCCUUUAUAUUACAUUUCCUCUG
Zalophus californianus (California sea lion) is the source of this 1738-nucleotide messenger RNA. RefSeq names its product sperm acrosomal protein FSA-ACR.1-like. The transcript has 3 exons. Lineage: Eukaryota; Metazoa; Chordata; Mammalia; Carnivora; Otariidae. The coding region runs from base 145 to 498 and encodes 117 amino acids. The record is from RefSeq and is a predicted model, not a curated record.